Ctenocephalides felis (cat flea) is the source of this 3485-nucleotide messenger RNA. Its product is annotated as serine/threonine-protein kinase tousled-like 2. Gene Ontology annotation, cellular component: nucleus. Gene Ontology annotation, molecular function: ATP binding; protein serine/threonine kinase activity. The record is from RefSeq and is a predicted model, not a curated record. Gene Ontology annotation, biological process: peptidyl-serine phosphorylation; chromosome segregation; intracellular signal transduction. The transcript is spliced from 12 exons. The coding region runs from base 514 to 2949 and encodes 811 amino acids. NCBI's taxonomy places the organism in Eukaryota, Metazoa, Arthropoda, Insecta, Siphonaptera, Pulicidae.
CAGACGCAAAUUGAACGCGUCGAUGUGUUAGUAGAGUGUAGAGUCAGUCUUGUUGUACAUACAGUAUUCACGAAAUGUGCUCAGGAACCCUAUGUGCUGAAACCGUGUAAUAAUAUAAUACAACACAGACUUGCGCCUCGACCAGAGUAAUAAUAGAACUUGUGAACUCUUGUGUGUAUCGCUUAUACUUUACUUCGUCGAGUGUCGUAACAUGGGACUGACUGUACACAUUCCGCAUGAAAUCUGGAUGUCUGCGAUGUUUUCUUCUUCUUCGUACCUUAUUACCACUUCACAUUCACGGUUGUCUAGUGCACAUGCAUCUAUCGCUCAAAAUCUGACCAUUGGAGAUUUUAUAUUCAGUUAAAAAGUGCUGUGUUAGUGCGCUCGAUCGGUGAACCUUUUUCUGUGAAUGUCCGUCGUUGAUAGCAACAAUGUCGGUUGUGUCUGUGCAGUGCUAAGUGUCGUUUUGCGAUUACAAAAUCCAUCUUUAACAAUUUGUAUACAAACUGAUAAAUGUCUAUUGUGCCGUGCCGUGUUCGGUAUGCUACAUCUUCAAGAGUUUCUACUGACAUAGGGCGUGGUGAUGUUAUGACGAUUCGUUCGUUGCAGAUGUCCGCCGGUUCGCAACUGCAGAUGGCGCCUCAAGCGACUGCACACACGGGACAACAGACGGUCCAUAGUCAGGACUCUAACAUGAGCACCGGCUCGUCACAUAGCGACAAGGAAGCCGAAUUAACGCCCGAAAAACUGCCUCGAGCGCCUAGCGAGCGAAAACGCAAGCGGAAGCUGGAUGACAGCGGAGCACAAAACUCUAACUCUAUUGUGACGUCGGCGGGCGGCGUUGUAGGACCUCUGGUUGUGUCAGGUGGCAUUAUCCCCAUCGCCUCACAACCGCUGGUCGGACAGCCGCUAACGGGAGUCACUAAAGGAUCUAGGGGCCAAAAUAAUGAUAACAAGAAAAUCAACGAAUACUUCCAAAAACAUCCCGGUAGCAGUCCGAUUAGGCAGCAUACGCCGGGCGCCAAGAGUCCCUCGCCACAACAAGCCUAUCCAAUGUUUCCUCCAAGUCCGCAACCGUUGCUGCCUUCAGGAGUUCCUGGACCACCAGAUUUUUAUAAAUCUGCUCCUGGGCGGCCUCAAUCUAUCCCAAAUCUUGCAGUAUCUGCAAUGCCUCCAAUGGCACCCAAAUUAAUACAGACUGAUUUAACUUGUCAUCGAAUACAGGAAUUUGAGACGCAAACUUCUACGGACUUGGAAGCUCGUAACAAUAAAAUUGAAGAUCAGAAUAGGACCAUAGAAGAGCAGAAACAACAAAUUGUAACUCUGCAAAAGGCUUUAGAACAACAUAAGUCGCACAGUAAUAAAUGUGUUGAUGUUGUCAAAAAAUUAUUAAAAGAAAAGUCAAAUAUAGAAAAGAAAGAAGCGAGACAAAGGUGCAUGCAAAACAGGUUAAGGUUAGGACAAUUUGUGACACAAAGGGUUGGUGCUACAUUUCAAGAAAACUGGACGGACGGCUAUGCUUUUCAAGAAUUGCAAAGGCGGCAAGAAGAAAUAACGGCAGAGCGGGAAGAAAUAGAUAGGCAAAAGAAAUUAUUGUCAAAAAAGCGACCUCCAAAUACUGACACUAGUCGAAAGAGACAUAAUUCAUCUACAACUGCAGCAAAUUUACAACAAACCUCCGCAGGAUUAUUAAAUGGUAGUGAAUCUCAGUCACAAAAUCAAUUUCUGAAACCAGACCCUGUACCAGGAGGAUUCUCUUGGCAGGAAUAUUAUGAAAGCGAUGAGAUCCUCAAAGUGAGUCGCGCGUUAAGACAAAGUGCUCUCAAAAAAGAAGAUGCUGAUCUUCAAUUAGAAAUGGAAAAGUUGGAAAGAGAAAGAAAUUUACACAUUCGUGAACUCAAGCGUAUUCAUAAUGAAGAUCAAUCGCGUUUCAACUCUCAUCCCGUACUCAAUGAAAGAUAUUUAUUGUUGAUGUUAUUAGGAAAAGGUGGAUUUUCAGAAGUACACAAAGCAUUUGACCUUAAAGAACAAAGAUAUGUUGCAUGUAAAGUUCACCAAUUGAAUAAAGACUGGAAGGAAGAUAAGAAAGCCAAUUACAUAAAGCAUGCACUUCGGGAAUAUAAUAUUCAUAAGGCCUUAGAUCAUCCAAGGGUUGUUAAAUUAUAUGAUGUUUUUGAAAUAGAUGCCAAUUCAUUUUGUACUGUGUUGGAAUACUGUGAUGGUCAUGAUUUAGAUUUUUAUUUGAAACAGCACAAGACUAUACCAGAAAGGGAAGCUCGAUCAAUAGUCAUGCAAGUAGUUUCGGCAUUAAAAUAUUUGAAUGAAAUCAAGCCGCCUGUAAUACAUUAUGAUUUAAAACCUGGAAACAUUCUAUUAACGGAAGGUAAUGUCUGUGGUGAAAUCAAAAUUACUGAUUUUGGUUUAUCUAAAGUCAUGGAUGAAGAAAAUUACAAUCCAGAUCAUGGGAUGGAUCUAACAUCUCAAGGAGCUGGAACAUACUGGUAUUUACCUCCUGAAUGUUUUGUUGUUGGCAAAAAUCCUCCUAAAAUAUCAUCAAAGGUCGACGUCUGGAGUGUAGGUGUAAUAUUUUAUCAAUGUCUUUAUGGAAAGAAGCCAUUUGGACACAAUCAAUCACAAGCUACAAUUUUAGAAGAAAAUACUAUACUUAAGGCGACUGAUGUUCAAUUUGCAAACAAACCCACUGUGACGCAAGAAGCAAAGAGUUUUAUUCGGGGUUGUUUAUCAUAUAGUAAAGAGAGUAGGAUGGAUGUGCUGUCAUUAUCAAGACAUGAAUAUCUGCAACCACCAGUGCCAAAGCAUGGACGACAGGCACAAGUUUCACAACAAGCGCAGCAGGCCCAAGCGCAAGCUCAACAGAGCUUGCAACAUGGACAAACUACUUUCAAUGCGGGAAUGUUUGGCAACAUGAAUGCUUCGAGUUCAUCUUAGAAGUCGAAAGGGAUUCAUUGCUGAUAGUCAUAAAAUUCUCCCAAAAGUAGUGUCAACUUGUUAUCAUACUGUUAUAAUGUAUGUGGAGUACAUUUAGCUGAAAGUGCGAUUUUUGUGAUUCUUUAAUAAAACUAAUGAAAUGGAUACUAGUGCUAUGAAUAUUGGUGUGCGGUGGUGUUUUAUCAAAUCGACAAAAUUUGUUCCUGUUUUUAUUAGAAGGCUGUCUGAAAUGAUAGCUUAUGUUGAAAAAAUUGUGAUAAUCAAUAUAGCGUUGCUUUACUGAUGAAAUGUAAUGUUUACAUCUCAUUUUGCAGUGACUAACUUUUGGAAUAUUGUAAGUUCAUAUUAAGGAACAGAGAAAGAUUGAUAUCUUUAUCAUAUCCUGAAGAUGUGUUUGAGUGAAUGAAUUAUUUAUAUUUGAGGACUCUGUGGAAUAGUAAUAUAACUAAGAAAAACGCUCAACCAUAGUGUGCUUGCUUAAUAUUAAUUAAUUUAAACAUGAAAUAAAGAAAAGACUUUAUAAUUGUUAUGAUCAG